AUGCCCCGAGUUGAUCCGGAGGCCCGAAACGACGCGUCAAGUGCGGUGAAGAACGCCCGGCCUGUCGGCGAUGCACGUCCACCGGCCGCCAAUGCGAUGGCUAUGGAGACACUAAACCAUCUCGAUCGGGAGCGCCGAUCCUUUCAAUUCUUCCUGGAGAAGACCGCUCCUCAGCUGGCCGGCGACUUCGAGUGCGCCUUCUGGGAAUCCCUACUACUACAGUCCGUGCACCAUGAACCGGCCAUUCGCUAUGUCACCGUGGCUUUAGGUUCACUCCAUGAAACCUUUGAACGCGAUGUGGCCCCAUUCCGCUCCGGUCAAUUGGCUGCCAACGGCACCUUCGCCCUGCAUCAAUAUCUAUCUGCUAUGCGCUGUCUCAUGCCCACGCCGACCAGCUCGCAACCACUUGACGUAUGCCUAAUAUCAUGUGUUCUGUUCGCUUGUUUUGAGGCAAUGCGUGGUCACUACGGGCCAGCCAUCACACACAUCACCAGCGGACUGAAGAUCCUUGCCGAGAUCCGAAGAAACGCGUCUAGCACCUUUAUAACAUCUGAAUUGAAUAGAAGGCCAUACAUUCCGAUGAAUGUAUUGUGCGGUUUGUUCACACGCCUCCAGGGCCAGGCCGCUGUUACCGAGCAAGAUAUCCGUUCAGAUCAAUUCAAUAUCUGGCCUGAAUUGGCUAUAGAUCUCGACCGGCCCGUUGGUUUCGAUUCUCUAGCUGACGCGCGUGAAAUGCUCGAGAUAUACACCUAUUGGUACCGACAGCAGGACGCACAGAGAAUAUCUCUAAUGGAAAAACUAAAGACUCAGAAUCCAGAGAUUAUUGCAGAUUCAAUCACCAAUCUUACACGUGAUGCCGUUGCCCUACGCGACACUGGGCUCUCAUUGCUGGAGCGCUGGUCUACAGCGCUGGAUGAAUUUUUGCAUAGGCGCGGUGCCUCUCUUUCCACUCGCGAGCGCCGGGGAGCCGCCAUUCUACAAUUACGCAAGAUUGACUGCUUCGUAGCACUCAAUGCCCAACCACUAGUCCCCGAGUUAGAGGCAGAGAAUUCAAGUUCUUACACCUGGGACAAGUUCUGCCCUUUUUUCGAGCAGAUGGUGGUUCUAGGCGAGUCGAUCAAUGACAUAUAUUCUUCUCCUUCGUCUUCGCCAUCUUCGUCUAUCUCGUCAUAUCCAUCCUCAUCCAAGACUUUUUCGCUCGACUUCGGCAUCAUUGCAAGUAUGUUCAACGUCGCUGCACAUUGUCGCGACCCAUACAUCCGAAGGCGUGCCGUAAGCGUGCUCCGCUCCUCCACCGUCCAGGAAGGGGUGUGGAACAGCGUCGCUAUAGCGGCUAUCGCAGCGAAGUGGGUCGAAAUCGAAGAGGAAGGGCUGAAGGGCGUAACAAGCUGUGCAGAUAUACCCGCUGCAGCAAGACUGGCGCAGUUUCUGCCUGUCUUCGAUGUGGAUCAGCCCAGUGCGCAGGUAUAUUUUAGCCAUUCGCUCAUUUUGGAUCCUGCGAAUGUACGCAGAGAGGUAUUGCAAUGGUAG
Messenger RNA from Penicillium waksmanii, 1530 nucleotides. RefSeq lists its product as uncharacterized. The coding region runs from base 1 to 1530 and encodes 509 amino acids. The record is from RefSeq and is a predicted model, not a curated record. Lineage: Eukaryota; Fungi; Ascomycota; Eurotiomycetes; Eurotiales; Aspergillaceae. The transcript has 5 exons.